AUGGCCACAAACGACAAGAUGGGUCAGAUGAAGUUGGAUGCGAUUAACGACCGGCUUCACGGCGGUCGAUUAUACUCGGUCGGAAGUCAAUCGUGCUGCACCAGUGAGAGCAUCAGUGUGUUCGAGCGGACCAGACGGCUGUUUCGGUUUGCUAUGGAGAAGCAGGUAGGAGUUUUGAUAUAUUUUAGGGUUAUUAUUGCAAAAAUUUGAUUUUGAAAUUGCACGGUGCAGUGUAAAAAUAAUUUUAAUUUUCAAAAAUACAAAAUUGAACUAAAAAGUUUUAAGCUGAUUAGAGAACCAUUUUAAUGAUAUCGUACGGUAUUGUAACACAAAAAGUAAUUUAAAAAAUAGCUGCGAAAUUUAACCUUCUCGUCUAUUACUACAAGGUGAAGAUAAUCUGAUUGUAAACCCAUUAGUCAGGGAUUACAACGCAUUUUGGGCUAAAUCACUCGUAUUUGUACAGAAUGCAUUAGACUUGUGUUAUAUACAUGAAAAUUUUGUGUUUUAAUCAUCUUUUUUAACAGAUUUAAUGAAAAAAUGUCUGAACUUCAAGGAUUUUCGACUGAAAACAUCAUUUUUCUGCUAAAAACGUCACCAGUUUUUGAAAUUUUGGCUUAGAUACACAGUAAAAAGACUAGUAUUUUAUAAGCGGAAGGUUGUUUUAUAUCCCACAAAUUGUUUAAACUUUGAUUCAACUCGAAAACAUGGGUAAAACACCAGGAACUGACCUGUUUUGACAGUCUAAUCCCACCAAAAUACUCGAAAAUGUAGAAAAACAAACGUUUUCAUAAUGUUUUUAUGGCCGUUUUGUUUGUUUAGAAAGACCAAAAUUUGUUCGCAAAAACUGGUGUACCGGCUGGCACUGUUAACGCAUGAAAAUAGUCAAUAAACGUGCGGAAACGCCAUGUAUAAUAUCCGAAAUUGGGAUGAACCAAAGGGAUAUGACAUGCUAGAAUAGACAGGAUAAUUUUGAUGAUAGGACAAAGUAAGUUAGGAUAGGACAGGGUAAGGUAGAGUAGAGUAGGGUAAAAUAAGUUUGUGUAGGGUAGGUAAGUAACUUUUUAUUAAAUUUUAGGUAACAAAAUGUUGUUUUUGUGCAUUUUUCUAAAUUUUAUUUAACAAAAUUCCAUUUUUCAUAACCAUUUUAAAAUUUUAGGUAACAAUCUAAAUUUUUUUUGCAUUUUUUAAAAAUUUUAGGUAACAAGUUCAAAUAAAAAAGUGAAAGCAAGGCAGAAAAUUGGCUGUUCUCAGUUUUGUAGCUUUAAAAAUUAAAAGUAAUUGUACUAUGUUGUAGUACAUAAAUAUUGUAGUAAAAUGUAAAAACUGGACAAUACAAUCUGGUUGUAGUUAAAGCAGUUGUAAAAUUGUAGGUAAAGUGAACUUGUGAAGGUAAAAUGGGGACAAAAGAAUGAAAUUUGGGGCAAAACAUGGCUUAAAAUAUCUUGAAACUUGCAAAAAUUACAAGAAAAUUGGACAAAAAACCUUUAAAACAUCGGAAUUCUAUCUAAAAGAAUAUAAAAACUCUCAUUUUUAGUCCUUCUACGCCCACUGUUUCAAACUUCUGACCUUAUUCUGCAUCGCCGUUGCCCAUCUGGUCUAUAUGCAACCAUUCCUCGACUCCUAUAGCGCAGUAGAAGACUACACACUCAAGUUGAAUGCCCAAUAUCCUGGUGAUGAGCCUGUUAAAGGUCAAGACAUCAAGCAUUUCCGCUCCCAAAUGGAGGUUCUGGCCGACUACAAGCAGAACACCUGGAUGUGUGUAGCCUCGAUGUGUAUCGCGUUGUCUACAACAUGCUUCUUCUUGUUCAUCCUGCCAAUCACGACUGUUCGACCGAGGAAUGUGCUGUUUUUGGCUGUGCUUGACUUGAGCAUGUUCGCUGCAUUGCCAUUGUUAUUGACGUGCCGGAUCUUUAUAGUGGAGAAGUUGCACUUGGGCUUGGCCGCUGCGAUGCGAACUGGCCAUAAAAUCAUGUCUGCUGAGCGGGUUAUGAACAUUCUACAGUGUACCAUCUUGCCCAGGGAGAGGGUAGGUUUAUAUCCAUUUUUUAAGUUAUUAAAAAAAAGUUUUGAAAUUUUGAACAAUAUUGUUCUUGGUACCUUUAGUUAUCUUAAAAAUUAAUCUUUUCUUUUUGAAUCUAUUAAAACAAGUUUUACUUUAACCCACCUUAUUUUAGCUACCUUACUGUUCUGAAGUCGUUCUAAGCACGAUCUUCCCCAUCAUUCUCCUAAAAUACUUGAUCAUUCUGGCCCUCCUGACUUUGUUAUACAUUGGUCUAGCCUACUUGAUCGAGUGGUGCAUUCGUCACUGGUUCCCCCACUCCCAACGUACUCCAUUACCUACACAUUCGUGCUGCAUGACCAAGUGCAACAAGUACAGAUGCCAAGUCGACACAGUCCGACCGAUUCGCCAGUACCAAAACAAGAGCUACGUACCAGUGCUACUACCGAACGGUGAGAAGUGUCAACCUCUGUAUCCAACUGCUUCGAUCUCGAUUGUGCCAUUGAUCGAGCGAGUGGAUGAGGAAACGGAAACUCCCAGUGUGGCCGACUCAAUCCCGGCCGAACCUCAACCAAAUGCUUGA
Bursaphelenchus okinawaensis is the source of this 2582-nucleotide messenger RNA. The record is from the annotation of a GenBank genome assembly. Lineage: Eukaryota; Metazoa; Nematoda; Chromadorea; Rhabditida; Aphelenchoididae.